GAGUGUCGAGGUUAUCGUGGACAGUUUUAUGGAAUUAAUAUCUGGAAAUUCGCUUGAGAUCUCUUCGGAAAUAAACGAGAUGUUAUAAUUAUCUCAAGAUGAAUGCUCUACUGAUAUUAGGUUUCAUUUUUGUGGCUAUUUACUCCUGCGUUUCAUGGCUCUUACCAACUUUGUUGUCAUGGCUGUUCAAGAGAAAAUACCAUAUAAAACUAAAAAUAGGCAGAAUCGCGGUAUUGAAACUGAUCCUGAAAGACGUCAGUCUGUCGAAGGAUAGAUACUUUGUACACAUAGAUGAAAUAUCAUUCCGGAGCAGUUUCUUCAAUUCGGAGAUAAACAAGCUGGUUUGGGUGGUGAUCAAGGGUGUGGAGAUCACCAAUAAGGUGGAAGAGAAGCGUAGCGUGGUUGUGGAGACCAUUUUGAAGCCCCUACUUUCUAAACAGAACUCUCUCUCAAGGUCUGAUGGAGGGUACGAUGUAGGGACAAACCUGGACUCCUUAAGUGCUGACUUAAGCAGAGCAGCUUAUCAGGAGUUGCUAGAUUUUAGAGACAAGAAAUUACCUCACAGUUUGAUAAUGUUUGCACAGUUUAUGGGUGUGCACAUAUUCGAUGCAUCAGUGACGAUACGUAACAGCAUCGCACCGAACGGCUCUAUCCAUCUGACUGCGUCUGAAGUGCAUGCGGACGGUGCAGCAGGCGGCCCAGCAAGAGCCCUGGUGUUCUCCGCCAACCUGGUAGACGUCCAGGCCAGGAUGUUCAAAGACAACCACUGUUUAGGACACGCCGGGUGUAGUCUGCUGAUUGAGGGCACUGUGAAGGCGGAUGGGCCUCUAAAUGUUGAGAAAAUACAUGCUGCAAUAAGUAGCAUGUACGUGUCAUUAGAAGAUGAGCUGUAUAACUUCUUACAAAAGCACAAGAAACACAAACCAGCCAGUGUGAGGCCAGACAUCAUCAGUGAGGACCACAUCGCCACCAUCAUUCCAAGAUUAUCACCAGUAAUACCAAAGAUAUUUAGUUUAAAAGCAGACCACACGACACUGGGCUGUGUAGAUGACGUCACGAAAACAAUAUUUCAGAUGUCCUUACAAAGUUUACAAGUGAAUUCCCGCUUCAGCGCCGCAUCAGUGAUGGUAGACGCUAACGGGGCGGAGACGGCGGGGCUUCCCCAGGUGUACGUGGCGUUCCAGGCCGACCAGUACCAGCUGACAGCGGCUGGCGAGACGCUCGCGUCGCUCAACAAGCUCAAACUUGACGCUAAGCGCCGCCUCGCUAACGGGGCGGAGGCCGCAGGGCUUCCACAGGUGUACGUGGCGUUCCAGGCCGACCAGUACCAGCUGACAGCGGCUGGCGAGACGCUCGCGUCGCUCAACAAGCUCAAACUUGACGCUAAGCUGGAAAAAGGCGUUCUGAACUUAUACCUCAUAAUAAGCACGCUGAAUGUUAUGUACGAGCACAGUGACGUUUUCAAGUGGUACUCGUCCCUAAACAAGAGGAAACAAUUGAAGCCUUUGCACCUUAGAGAAGAAAAUAAAUCAUGGUCAGGCUCCUCGAUCCUAUCGCGGGCAGUGAGCGGAUGCGUGGUGCAGGGUUGUGCGGAGGUACGCGGGGUUCGAAUCCUGACCAAGCUGGCCAGGGAUAAGGCCCUGUCCUUUGGCUGCGCGGGGGUCAAGGUCAAACUCGACCAGCUGCUGGACACUAGAGACGAGCCCUACCAAUGGGCGAUGGCCCGCUGUGUGGUGGGGCGGCGGCACUGGAGCGCCGAGUUGCUGGUGGACGGCGGCUGGGCGGCCCCGGGCGGGGCCCCGGCGCCGCCGCCCCCGCGCAAGCAGCACGCCUGGGGCUCCGCCCUGCUGGCUGUGGCGCUGGUCAAGUGGGGCAGCCACGGACCCACUGACUCCAAGGUGGGUAGUGUCCUAGUGUGGUCUAGACGAGCCAUACUAAUGAGCGGUGACCCGCUGCGUGGUAGACGGAGACUGGGCGGCCCCGCGCAAGCAGCACGCCUGGGGCUCCGCCCUGCUCGCUGUGGCCCUGGUCAAGUGGGGCAGCCACGGGCCUACCGACUCCAAGACGGAGACUGGGCGCCCCCGCGCAAGCAGCACGCCUGGGGCUCCGCCCUGCUCGCUGUGGCGCUGGUCAAGUGGGGCAGCCACUUGCCCACUGACUCCAAGGUGGAAGCCAUGAUGGAUUGCCUCCGUCUCGAAUGGAGCACAGCCAUCGCGGAAACCAUAAUCACUCUCGUGGACUGCCUCAACGAGUACCGGCCUGCCAAAGUAACACAAGCCCCGCCCCCUUCGCCCGAGGGCGUGGCCUCAGAAUCAGCGGACCAAUCGCCGUGCAACAUCGCUGUAAACGUAGCGCUGUCGCAUAUCAACUUAUUCUUUAUUAUUGAUGAGAACAUGUGCUUGAUGACGAGGGUUGAUGCCGUGACGUUGGAGAAGACAGUCAGCAAGUCUGGCGCGGUCGUGAGCGGGCUGAAGGCUGUUGAUAUGGUGCCUUAUAAGGGUAAUUUCCUCUGCCAAAGAUCCGACGAGAUCCUUAACUCUUUCUUCCACGUGCGUCUCGCCAGAAUCGAACACGUGCCUUCCAAGGAGCGUUUCUCCUCACUACUAGACUUCCAGUUCAUUGAAACCGUCGAGUUCGAAUGGAGCGCGAAUUUGCACCUUAAGAUACUGACAUUAGUGCGAGCUGUCAAAGGUUUUAGGCAAGAACUGAGAGAGAAAACCGCCUCUCCUGAGUCUUCGGUGGAUACGGAGACGAAAGGGAGAGCGUCGGAUUGGAGGGUCUCGUUCAAGGGCGAGACCAAUUUGGGACUGCAUUUGUCGAAGGAGAACGACAUGCUGUUUACUACCGAUGACAUGACGAUAUCCUACGAUCACGAGGCCGGCUUAUCCAUCAUAUGGGUCCAGAUGAAGAUGGUUCUCAAUGGCGACGAGAUUAUAUCCGUGGAUGGAUAUUGCAUGGAGCGAGCGACGAAUGACCAUGAGGUCAGGGUGGAACGGAAGGCGAAUGAAGGCUUCGUGUUGGCUUGGAAUAAAGUAUGGUCAGUGAACGUGGAUUCCAUCCGCGUGGUGUUCCCAUACAAGCACCGGUUCGCUGACGCGGUGCAGGGCGACUUCGUGUCGCUGUUCAAGUGGGUGAAGCUGGUGCACGCCAUCAAGAAGAAGCCCUUCACUGCUGAGAGUCCGUUGCCCAGCGACUUGCAUAUCAAGAUUCAAGAAAUAUUAAUCGAAAUGAGUGACGAUCCGUUCGAAGUGAAACUGCGUGACAACUACGAGCUUUUAGAGGACGAGUACAAGGAAAGUCAAAAGAGACGGACUAUGCUUGAUGCUAAGGUGCAAGAACUAUGCAAGCCCCACCUAUUCUUACCCGCGGGUAAAGUCGAGGAGCUAUACUCGGCCUUACGUCAGAAGGACGCACAGAUCUACGUGCAGCGUUGCCGAGCCGCGCCUCCGCCACGCACUCGCCUAGUGGCUUGUUGCCUUAGUGGCUUCAGACUUAUAGCAUUAGCUGACCCUUCCAUACAUGGCGCACAGAACGCGCAGGCGAAGAUGAGAGAUAUAGAUUUUGACAGCCCGUGGCCGGAAGACGGCAUGGAGUUCACGACUCUGUGGGCGCGCGGCGUGCAGCUGGGCGUGGCGCAGUGGCAGCUGCUGCUGCGGGACUUCCCGCAGCCGCUGCUCAGCUGCCGCGGCCUGCGCAUGUGGGGCACCGUGGCCGCCGCCGAGGACCAGCCACCGCCCAGAGCGGUCCGCACGGUAACAAUAGACCAGGGCGCGCCGUGGGGUCCGUACGAGCUGGAGCGUAGCAUGAUGCCCCUUAAAUGGUACUACGACCUGUGCUGCGAGAUGGCUCAGUACAGCUACGCCUUCGGGCCCUGUUGGGAACCGGUCAUCGCGCACUGCAACCUGUCUUUCGACCAAGUGUCCCGGCCCUCCCUGGACCCCUCCGCACCCUUGGCCUGGUGGGACAAGGUCCGGCUGCUCAUGCACGGGCGGCUGACGGCCAACAUCGCGCGCUUCACGUGCCUGCUGCACGUGUCGCUGGACCCCUACAACACCACCGAGGAGAUGGAGCUCACGUGGAGCGACCUGGUGCUGGACUGGACCAACGGCAAGCUCGGCUUCCUCGGCGAGCUGAACGUGUUCGUGCGCACAGCGAGCAAGUACGACGAUUGCCGCGUAUUACGCGUGCCGGCGUUGCGGCUGUGCGCCAAGCUCGGCUGGCAGUGCGUCGGCGACCCGCGCGACCACCACGCGCAGGCGCCUUGCGCGCCCACGCGCUUGCCAGAGUACUCAAGCAACCAGGAACACGACUCUUACCGCGCAUUCCGGUCUCAAGGGCUAGAUAUCCAUUUGAGUAUGGAGACAAAGCCCAUAGACAGGGAUGGACCUGUGCUGCUGCUUUACGGGAGCACUUUAAGGUGGUUCGAGAGCCUGAAACUGAUUCUAUCAGGGGUAACGCGGCCGACGCGGCGCGGGCGCGUGUUCAACAAUGUGCGCCCGCGCAAGCCGCAACUUUCGCGUCACUACCGCAACGUCAGCGUGUCGCUCACGCUGCACAACCUGCAGGUGUUCUACUGGUCAUCAUCAUCUAUGCAGCGAGGCAUCGAGAUGCUCGGCGUCCGCGUGACAUGCGGUUCCAAACACCGGUUGACUCUAGUUCCGGCCGCCGACGGGUUACUGCGGCGUCCCCGAGCUAAUUGGACCACGGUGUAUAUGAACUGUGAUUUGAAUGACGCGGAGAUCUGGUUGAAGACCACCGCUGCGGUGGCUGAGGACAAGGAUAAUGAUGCGAACUCGUCAGUCCUCCGCCCGCCAGAAGUAGAGAAGUGGUACUGCGUGUCAGUGCGGCGCGUGUCUUACGGGCGCGAGGCGGCGGGCGCGGGCGCGGGCAGCGCCACGCACCGGCUGGCCGUGCACGACCUGCGCGGCGCCUGGACCAAGCUCAACCGCGACCUCGCCUUCGCGCUUAUUGACACCUACAUAAAGACGCAGCAACUGAAGAAAAAUUUGUCGACAAAAGCUUUAAAAGAAGAAGAGAAACCGAACUCGUCCCCGAAGAGAGAAGCAGAUGUAGUGUCUCCACCGCCAUCCAACGCUCAGUGUCAGUCCGCCAACACAUCGGGCGCGGGCGAGGGCGCGGGCGGGAUGUUAGCCGCCCUAGUGGCCGAGGCGGGCGGCGAGGCGCCCGUCGUGUUCAGCGACGAGCUGAGCGGCGACGCGCCCGCGCACCCGCCGCCGCACGCGCACCACAAGCAGCUGGACGACGACACGGCGCACACCGCCUUCCUCAGUGAGUGCACUCGCACAGUGUCGGCCGACACACCAGGCGGGCGGCGAGGCCCCGUGGUGUCCAGCGACGAGCUGAGCGGCACAAGCACCACAAGCAGCUGGACGACGACACGGCGCACACCGCCUUCCUCAGUGAGUGCACUCGCACAGUGUCGGUCGACACACCAGGCGGGCGGCGAGGCGCCCGUCGUGUUCAGCGACGAGCUGAGCGGCGACGCGCCCGCGCACCCGCCGCCGCACGCGCACCACAAGCAGCUGGACGACGACACGGCGCACACCGCCUUCCUCACGAGAGGAGCGAGUGAGGACUCGGCAGGUGAUAUGGUGGCGCACACCGCCUUCCUCAGUGAGUGCACACGCACAGUGUCGGCCGACACACCAGGCGGCGGCGAGGCGCCCGUCGUGUUCAGCGACGAGCUGAGCGGCGACGCGCCCGCGCACCCGCCGCCGCACGCGCACCACAAGCAGCUGGACGACGACACGGCGGGCGGCGAGGCGCCCGUCGUGUUCAGCGACGAGCUGAGCGGCGACGCGCCCGCGCACCCGCCGCCGCACGCGCACCACAAGCAGCUGGACGACGACACGGCGCACACCGCCUUCCUCAGUGAGUACACACGCACAGUGUCGGCCGACACACCAGGCGGCGGCGAGGCGCCCGUCGUGUUCAGCGACGAGCUGAGCGGCGACGCGCCCGCGCACCCGCCGCCGCACGCGCACCACAAGCAGCUGGACGACGACACGGCGCACACCGCCUUCCUCAUUGAGCUGGUGAACUCUCAAGUGGUCCUGAAGGGGUGCGAGACGCGCGGCUACGUGCUGCUGUGCGCAGCGCGCGCCGAAGUGCGCCAGCGCGUGCGCCGCUCGCCGCCCGCCACCGCCUGGUGCGGCGCGCUCUCCGCCAUGCAGUACUACGCCACCGUCAGCGCCGCCCUCGGCGACCAGCUCGACGAGAAUAUACAAUGGGUGUCAGUAGAAGAAAUAUCCGAACGAUGGGCGGGAACAGAGAUCAGUACGUUGCCGGACGUGCCGCGCCUGGUGGGCAGCGGCCACUCCGCGGGCGGCGUCAUUGGGAGAACCGUGGGGCCCAGCGCGGACACCGGCCUUGCACAGCUGCAAAGGAUAGUGUCGCGCUGCGCGUGCGAGUUCUACUACGCGUCGCACGAGGAGGUGGAGCAGUGCUCGUCCACCGACGCCUGGGGCGCGUCCAGCCAGCCCUACGACUCCUUCAUGCUGAUGCACCACGACCUCGACGUGUGCACCAACUCGCUGCAGUACGCGAUGCUCCUGGACGUGGUGAACAACGUGGUGCUGCACGUGGAGCCGGAGCGGCGGCGCACGCUGGAGCGGCGCGCGCGCAUGCGCUUCCAGCUGCAGCUGCACCGCGACGCCGACCCGCGCCAGCUCAUACACAAGCUGCAGACGCAGGUAGCUACACUAGCGACCACACAUGUACUAUACUACACCAUGCGCACGCUGGAGCGGCUCCAGCUGCAGCUGCACCGCGACGCCGACCCGCGCCAGCUCAUACACAAGCUGCAGACGCAGGUGAGGGAAUCCUUGGCGAGGCUACGGCGGCUUGAGAAAGAGUACUACCUCAAGAACCGGUCCAUCACCGGGGAUGACCCGGUCGCCUUCGAGGAGCUUAAGAGCCUUGACAAUCAAGUGAACGAGUGCAAAGAAGUGGUGUGGUCUCUGGGCGAAGAAUUAGACGCGAUGGUGCGCGCGUGGCGCGAGGCCGAGGCGCCGGGCGCGGGCGCGGGCGGCGCGCGGGGCCCCGGGGCCGCCGCGCCGCACCGCUACAACGAGAUAUGCUUCAAGUCCGCCAGGUGGCGCCUUACGGAUGCUGACGGACAGCUGGGGAUCGCUGACCUGCUGCUGACUAACUUCCUAUACACCAAGACAUCCCGGUCGGAUGAUUCCGUGGAACAUCAGCUCGAAGUUGGUUACGUGCGAGUCACCAACUUGCUGCCCAAUGAACCAUUCCCAGAGGUGUUAGUACCGCAAGCGCCAUCAGGGAGAGCGCCACUAGCGCGCCGCGCGGCGCUACGUGUGUUCUGUCGCGACCGUCCGCCGGUGGGCGGCAUCGCUGUCAAGGAGCACUUCGAGGUCAACAUCGUGCCCAUAAGGAUCGGCCUAACAAAGAAGUUCUUCAACACAAUGCUGAAGUUCUGCUUCCCUGAACGCGACCCGGAGUCCAUCGAAGAUGGCGACGACGAGGAGGGCGCGCGCUCCGGCCUGGUGCCCGCCGGCUCCAAGAAGGCCAAGAAGAAGCCCAAGGACUCCAACUCCAACUUCUACGUCAAGAGGGACAAGAAGGACAAGGAUGAUGUCGAAAAGAUGAAGGAACGCGCAGAAAAGAACAAACUGUUCAUCUACAUUAAGAUUCCCGAGGUGCCCGUGCGCGUAUCUUACAAGGGCAGCAAAGAGAAGAAUCUAGAAGACGUCAGGGACCUACCCUUGGUGCUGCCCACCCUGGAGUACCACAACGUCACGUGGACGUGGCUUGACCUGCUGCUGGCCACCAAAAGUGACACGCGGAGGGUGAUCCUGUCGCAAGCGAUCCGGCAAAAGCUUCAGCUGCACAGACGAGCCGCCGCCGCGCCCGAGCCCCACGAGGAAGACAAGGCCCGCCUGCUACUUGGAGAGAGGACCGUUACCGAAAACAAACCGCAAAAGAAAGGGACUCCGAGCGUGUUCAAGUUUUCCAAAUCAUAGCGACGCUUGUUCUUCUAGUGCAUUUAGGCGAACCGAACCAAAAAUAGACUUAAAUGAAUCUAAAGACAUUACAUUAAGAUAACACCUAGUGAUAAUUAAGUAUUUAUUUGUUACUAUCACGAUAGGAUAUAUUACAAUAUAAAUAUUUUGAGAGUAAUUCGUUCAAUUUCGGUAAAUGGUUUUACGUCUUUUGAAGUGCGCGUCUUAAUUUAGUUUUGAAUUUAUCUGAACAAGUGAUCCCAAAGGGGUUCUAAGACUGUGUAAAAAGAGCGAAAGUAUUACACAGGCCAAACAAAUUAAAAUUAUGAUGACAUAAUUGGAUAUUUCACACCAUUUGUUAAUAAUUCCAUGGCAUAACUUUUGCAAAAGGUUUUAUUUUAUUGUUAGGAAAACAAUCCUUUACAACUUUGGGAAAACAAUUUAUCCUGUAAAUAUAGAUUUUCACGUCACGUCACUACAACGAAUCAUGUUUUAAUUAAUUCCUUGUGAAAUGGUAUUUAAAAUGCCAUUCGCUCAUAAAUAUCUUCGUAGGUACAUUCAACUUAUAAAAAGAGUAUGAAAAGAGACGCUUAUUGAAAUUGAACGAACUACUAAUAAAGUAUGUGACUUCUAUAGAAACACUGUGUCAAAGUUUAUUAUAACUUCAAUUAAUAAACCAGUUCCUGUUAUAGAAAGACAAUCUCGCUGUUUGUUUGUGAGAUAACUAAAUAUUAUGUUAUAAUAUUAGCUAUAAAAUAAAAAGACAGUUUCAUAUACCUUCCAAUAAUGAUACAAUCGUAGUUUCGAUAGCUUUUUAAAAUAUUUUUUUGAAAACCUUUUCUUACUUAAAUUUGUGAUACGACGACACCCACGUCUUAUAAAUUUAACGCAUCGAAAUGUAAGACUAUUUAUGUAUUAAAAUUAGAUAACAACUAUGUAACUAUUUUAGAGCGACCUUUUCUAAUUGCCUUUUUACUGUGGAUUUUAAACAAGAAUUUUGUUAAAAUUAACAAUGAACUCAACCUCAAUAAAAGGUCAAUAAUGAUGACACAAAAUAUAAUUUGUAUUUCAACGUGACGUGCGAUUUCGUAUGUAAUUUAAAAUUUUAAUGCUACGCAUACGUAUCCUGGAAGUUUAUGGAUUAAAAAUUACGAUGCCAAAAGCACACUGUAAUCUAAGUUUUCCUUAGGCUGGGUUGCACCGUCUUACUUUAACUUUAGCAAACGUCAAAAAUCUGUGAAACUGAGGAAUACAAAGACAUCGGUUAACUUUAUAGUUACGGUUAAAGUUAGAUGGUGCAACUCAGCCUGAAAAUUGUAUAGUUUGCUAUGACCAGAUGCAACUUGCUUGCUCUAUUGUACAUAUAAACGUUAUAUGGUAGUAUGUAUUGGAACAAUGUAUGCUUGGAAUGAGCAAGAAAGACUGUUUUUAACUAGAACAAAGUUAAAUGUAAACUUGGCUAGUAUUCGUUAUCCUUUAGCUUCCUGCUUUUAAAAUAUUUGUCGAUUAUACAACCUACUUAAUCUAGAUUUUGGACUGUUUUGUGAAACUAAGAUAUUUUAAAACAUUUACAGAAGGCCCAACAAUUUUGUAUGAGUACUAUUUAACUAAGCUUUUAAAUGGCUGAUUACUUUGUACUAGAGAAAUGAAAAAUUUCAUAUUAAUAUUUCAUAAUCAUAAAAACUACAAAGGACAUCAUCCAUUUUGGUCCAAAAUCAAAAGUGCCGGCCAAAAAAUAAAAGUGCUGUAUUCUGAUAGAAUACGUCCGCCUUAGCAUUUAUUACUAUGACACCAAAGCUGUAGCACCACUGUGCAUCGUAGUAUUUGAGUUCUAAAAAUAUAUGAAACGACUGACUUUGAUCUCAAAUACUACGACGCACAGUGGUGCUACAGGUUUGGUGUCAUAGUAACAAAUGCUAAGGCGGACGUAUUCUGUCAGAAUACAGCACUUUUUUUUAAUGGCCGACAUUUUUGAUUUUGAACAAAAAAUGUAUGAAUCGUCGAUGAAUUUUAGAUCUCAAAUACUCGACGCACAGUGGUGCUACAGCUUUGGUGCCAUAGUAACAAAUGCUAAGGCGGACGUAUUCAGUCAGAAUACAGCACUUUUUUUUUUAUUGGCCGACACUUUUGAUUUUGAACAAAAUAUGUAUGAAUAGUCGAUGACUUUUAGAUCUCAAAUACUCGACGCACAGUGGAGCUACGGCUUUGGUGCCAUAGUAACAAAUGCUAAGGCAGACGUAUUCUGUCAGAAUACAGCACUUUUUUUUUUGGCCGGCACUUUUGAUUUUUUACCAAAAAUAUAUGAAACGUGGAUGAUGUCCUUUUAUUUCGUUGAUAAUAUUGUUGUGCACUCUUUAACUCAUACUUCCAUUUGAAUUAGUAAUAUUUACGACAGUGGUAGCCGUAGGGGCUCUAGACUUUCGGUUAAACAACUCAGUAUUCUUAACUUUUAAGAUAUUAGUGUUUUAUACUUCUCGUUAUUUUUGUAUAAUUACUGGCAAAUAAAGAAUCGACUUGUUAUUUAAUAAAUAUUUUAAUUAAU
Messenger RNA from Ostrinia nubilalis (European corn borer), 10524 nucleotides. RefSeq names its product protein hobbit (gene hob). The record is from RefSeq and is a predicted model, not a curated record. The coding region runs from base 99 to 8003 and encodes 2634 amino acids. Lineage: Eukaryota; Metazoa; Arthropoda; Insecta; Lepidoptera; Crambidae. The transcript has 42 exons.